Messenger RNA from Rhinocladiella mackenziei CBS 650.93, 1131 nucleotides. RefSeq lists its product as uncharacterized. Bases 1 to 1131 code for a protein of 376 amino acids. The record is from RefSeq and is a predicted model, not a curated record. The transcript has 4 exons. NCBI's taxonomy places the organism in Eukaryota, Fungi, Ascomycota, Eurotiomycetes, Chaetothyriales, Herpotrichiellaceae.
AUGUCUUUUCCUCCUCCGAGUUCAGGGCAACCACAGGGAGGGUACUAUCCUCCGCCUCCAGAUAGUGGUCAAGCCUUUCCUCCUCCGCCUUCUCAGCCAUCAUUCCCUCCCCCUCCAUCAGGCGCUUCUCCACCUCCAACACAUGCAGCCCAGACACCAUCACCUCCUCCACUUCAACAACCGACUGCCCAAAGACCAUACAACCAUGGCACUGCUGUUCCGGCCUCCGCUCCAGCUUAUAAAACUACCUUUGACCAUGCAGCGAUUCACAACCGUCAGCCUUCUUAUAAUGGGCCGAGUGCUACUCAGCAAACUGAACAAACAGUCACUUCUCCGCGAUUGCAGAAAUUGACUAAAGAGAUGGGUAAUAUGAUGAGGGCACCAACAGGACCACAGAUGCCCGGAGUUCCGGAAGGAGGACAAUUUGUAGGUGUACAGUCCACGGCUUCAGACGACGUGGGAACAUUUAAUGGAGGCUCCUACCGGAUAUCCCACCGCGAUUCCAACUCUAUCCUCACCAUUCAACUGGCCAUGGGGUGCCCUAUCACUGCCAAACCAGGAGUCAUGAUCGCCAUGUCUCCAUCCGUGAUGUUGAAGGGAGCUGUCAAGUUUAGCAUGAAGAAAUUGCUGAUUGGAGGCGAGAUGGCUCAUUCGACAUUCACCGGUCCAGGAGAAUUGCUGCUCGCUCCGGGCACUUUGGGUGACAUCUCAAUCCUGCGACUUGGAGGCAAUGAUACCUGGAGUGUAGGACGAGAUGCUUUUCUUGCAUGCACACAGGGCGUUAUCAAAGAGUACAAAAAUCAAGGAAUCAGCAAGGCCAUGUUUUCAGGUGAGGGUCUGUUUGUGUACAAGAUGUCUGGAACCGGGAUCCUGUGGAUGUCCACAUUUGGAGCAAUCCUGAGAAAGGAUCUCGUCGAAGGUGAGAAAUACAUUAUUGACAACGGCCAUCUUGUGGCGUGGAACUGCAAAUACAUCCUCGAGCGAGUGGCUAGCGGCGGUAUCAUCUCCGGAAUCAGUAGCAACGAAGGUCUGGUCUGCAAAUUUACUGGCCCUGGAACCGUGUACAUGCAGACCAGAAAUGCCACCGCUUUCUCGGCCUUUUUGAGCGGAAACGCACACCGCGAGGUAUAA